Messenger RNA from Cyprinus carpio (common carp), 3804 nucleotides. Its product is annotated as ras GTPase-activating protein 4-like. Lineage: Eukaryota; Metazoa; Chordata; Actinopteri; Cypriniformes; Cyprinidae. Gene Ontology annotation, biological process: intracellular signal transduction; cellular response to calcium ion; regulation of GTPase activity. Bases 705 to 3128 code for a protein of 807 amino acids. Gene Ontology annotation, molecular function: phospholipid binding; GTPase activator activity. The transcript has 21 exons. The record is from RefSeq and is a predicted model, not a curated record.
UGUGCAGAGCUGUGGCCCUCCAGGAAUUGAGUUUUAGACAAUAAUAACGCUGGAAAUGUUCAACUGGUUUCUGUAGCCAGCCCUUCAAGAUACAAUCGAUACAAAAAAUGAACCAACGCUGAGAAAUAUUUACUGGAGUAAAGAGUGUGACCUAGUGUUUAGUAUUCAGUAGUCUAUCAACACCACUGUUUGUUUAUCUCAGCUAUGUAAGUUCUUGUUAAUCUUGAGGGUUAAGAAAUGACUCCUUUUCCCCUAACGCUUAGAAUUAAUUUCACGCGUCGCGUCGCGCCACACCUCGUCUCCACUUGACGCGACGCAACAAAAGUAGCUAUAACAUUCAACAAAGCCGCCCAUACAGUCGCGCACUUGUCUUGUUGUUUAUAACCUAGUAGUGUUGAUUCUAAAGGGAGCGUUGUAGUUUUGUCGCGUCGCGUCUGUUUAAUACCUUCUCUCUUCAAGUGUGUGAUCCAGUCAGUCACUCCUCCUACAAACAACCCACAGAGAUCAAACCCACCCGUGUCUAACGCGUGGAUUGUGUGGACGACCGCUGGACCGAUCGGCGGUGCUGCUUCUCAGUACAGCGUUAUGUAUGACAAGCUUUAUUGAUAGAACAGUUUAUUUGCCAUAUGUGCAAUGCUUAUAAACAUGCGUGUUACUGAAGGAAUAAGAAGUGUCGGCGCGUGAUAUAUUCUCUGAAUGACAGCAUGGCUAAACGAAGCACACUAUUCAUCAGGAUUGUGGAAGGAAAGAACCUGCCAAUCAAGGACAUAACUGGAAGCAGUGAUCCAUACUGCAUCGUGAAAAUUGAUAACGAGGCAAUAAUUCGGACUGCAACAAUAUGGAAGACAUUGUCUCCAUUUUGGGGUGAAGAAUACACCGUCCAUCUUCCUCCUUACUUUCGUACAGUGUCUUUUUAUGUCCUGGAUGAGGACUCUCUCAGCCGAGAUGAUGUCAUUGGGAAGGUGUCAAUCAGUAAGGAGCUUCUCACUGCUAAACCUCAAGGUGUAGAUGGAUGGAUGAACCUAACAGAGAUUGACCCAGAUGAGGAGGUGCAAGGGGAGAUUCACCUCCAGAUUUCGGUGCUGGGAGAUGGAGAUAUUCCACGAAAACUGUGCUGCCAAGUCCUAGAGGCAAGAGAUCUUGCAAAAAAGGAUCGCAAUGGGGCUUCUGAUCCUUUUGUCAGAGUGAGAUACAAUGGCAAAACGUAUGAGAGUGCGGUGGUUAAAAAGUCCUGUUACCCACGGUGGAAUGAGAGUUUUGAGUUUGAGCUGGAUGAGACGCUUUCUGACACUGGGCUUUUGAGUGUGGAGGUGUGGGACUGGGAUCUGGUCAGCAGAAACGACUUUCUGGGAAAGGUCCUGUUCAACAUCAACAAGCUUCAGUCUGCCCAGCAAGAGGAGGGCUGGUUUCGCUUGGGGCCUGACAAAUCCAAACACAGUGAAUAUGAAGGAACUCUGGGUUCUCUGCGUCUGCAGCUACGGCUUCGAGAUGAGGUUGUGUUGCCAUCCAGCCAUUACAAGCCACUCACAGAGCUACUCAGCCAGUCGGUCGGCUCUCAGCUCAACGGCAACUGGCCUGAUUUCAUCAUGCUGAUUGAUGAGACCACUACAGCAGAGAGCAGACAGGAAGUAGCUAAUAAUCUAGUGAAGCUGUUUUUGGGUCAAGGGCUUGUCAAGAAGUUUUUGGAUGUUCUGUUCAAACUGGAGCUGGAAAAGACUACUGAACCCAACACACUAUUUCGCAGUAAUUCAUUAGCAUCCAAGUCUAUGGAAUCAUUUUUGAAGGUGGCUGGGAUGCAAUAUCUGCACAGGCUUCUGGGCGCAAUAAUAAACCGAAUCUUUGAAGAAAAGAAAUAUGUAGAAUUGGACCCAAGUAAAGUAGAACUGAAAGAGGCAGGGUGUGCAGGUUUGCACCGUCAGCAGACUGAGUCUGAUAUUAUUCAGCAGAGCUCCAGCCUCCUGCAGUCGUACCUGUCUGAGCUUCUCACCUCCAUCCUGCAGUCGGCCUCCUACUGCCCCCUGCUCAUCUGCCAGGUUUUCCAUCAACUCUACCUCAGAGUUCAGGAGCGCUUCCCUGACCCAGAGUACCGGAAGGUGAAGUUCAUUGCUGUGACCAGCUUCCUGUGCCUGCGGUUCAUCUCGCCUGCCAUUAUGUCUCCAAAACUAUUUCACCUUCGAGAGAAACAUGCUGAUGCCCGUACCAGCCGCACACUUCUACUGCUUGCCAAAGCCGUGCAGACAAUUGGGAAUAUGGACACUCUUGCAUGCUGCUCUAAAGAGCCAUGGAUGGUCUGCUUGCAGCCAGCCAUACAGCAAGGCAUCACCCAACUCAAAGACUUCAUCACUAAACUGGUCAGCUGCCAUGAGUCAGAGGAUCUUGAGCUUCAGACACGAAUGAGUCUCCAGUGUGGCACUAUGGAGAAAGAAGGCUUCCUCUUCCUUCACAGGACCAAGGACAAGUGCAUGCCCAUGACAUCACCCUUUAAGAAGUACUAUGUCACACUCAGUAAAGACACUCUGUCAUACUCGCGGACGCAACACUCUAAAAAGAGCUCGUCUAUUUCGCUGCCAAAGAUCCGGGCGGUAGAGAAGGUGGAGGAGAAGUGCUUCGGCAGUGCCAACGUCAUGCAGAUCAUCUCAAGUGAAGAUUCUGGCCUGCAGGAGACCCUGUACCUCGACUGCAAAAGUGUAAAUGAGUUGAAUCACUGGCUGUCAGCUCUGAGGAAAGCCUGCAGUCACAACACAAACACUAUGAGCUGCUAUCAUCCUGGCAUCUAUAAAGCAGACAGAUGGAGCUGCUGCCAUCAGAAGGAGAAAUCAGACUCAGGCUGUGAUAAAACCAGGCAUGGAGUGACCCUGCAGGAGUGGUAUGACCCACUGGACCCAGAUCUGGAGGCUCAGCUCAUCUACCAACAUCUGCGUAGUGUCCAGCAGGCCAUGCGAGAUAAGUAUUAUAUGUUGAGAGAGCAGCAAGGAGUUAAGGAAGCAGAUUCAGUAAGAGACAAGAAGAAAGUAGAUGGACUAUCAAAGCUCUUCAGUAUUCUCCAAGACCUACAUGAUGCACAUGCCGCGGUGGAGGAGGAGGAAAGAUCAAAGAAUAAAAAUGUUUUCUUGGAGUUACAAACGUAAACAAAAGGACUUUUUAACUGGUUGCAUUACAUACUGUAAUUCACAGUCACUGAGCUCAUACGCAGGCUUCAAACCUGCUAUUAUUUGACACAUAGAUGAGAAAAAUAAUACUGUGCAGUAAGUUGGAUUUGUUCUUGUAUUCUUGAACUUUUGAACCGAUUCUUGAUGGAUAGAUGGAUAUUUAGAGGGAUGCUAUCACGAUCCCUUUAUUAAAGGAUACUUGUGGUGUAUUUGUGAAAUAUUUGGUAUUAAGGACAGUAUUACGGUACUGCAAUGAUUCAAGUGGGUUGCUAACUCAAAACCUGUCUUGUUGGCAUUUCUGCAGCUUUCACAUGCAUUCAAACAAAACUGUUUUAACUUUUUCAACAUUAACUUCAACUAAUCAGCAUUUUUCAUUCUUUAAUGUGCUUUUGACUUUACAAAGCACCGUGGAUAUGCAUGUUAUAGCUCUUCAUUUUUCAUUAAAUCAGUUUUAUUAUAAUGUUUAUAUAGAUUUUAAAGAUGUUUGUUUUUCAUUUAUUUUUUAAUUCUGUAGGUUGAUGGCAAGAGGAGAAUUUAUUCUUGGAUUUGAAUACCAUGUAAAGCUAAGUCUCAAUGCCUUGUCUGUAUGUGUCAUGUUUUGUUGUUAUGUCUUUUUAUGAUAUGAACCGUAAACAAGUAUGCAUUGUGCAUUUCA